This is a messenger RNA of Dipodomys spectabilis (banner-tailed kangaroo rat), 347 nucleotides long. Its product is annotated as 60S ribosomal protein L37a-like. The coding region runs from base 20 to 298 and encodes 92 amino acids. Gene Ontology annotation, biological process: translation. The record is from RefSeq and is a predicted model, not a curated record. The transcript has a single exon. Gene Ontology annotation, molecular function: structural constituent of ribosome. Lineage: Eukaryota; Metazoa; Chordata; Mammalia; Rodentia; Heteromyidae. Gene Ontology annotation, cellular component: ribosome.
GGACCUGAGUUGUGGCAAUAUGGCCAAACGCACCAAGAAGGUCGGCAUUGUCGGUAAAUAUAGCACCUGCUGUGGUGCUUCACUCUGGAAGAUGGUGAAAAAAUCUGAAAUCAGCCAGCACACCAACUACACCUGCUCCUUCUGUAGUAAGACUAAUAUGAAGAGGCAAGCAGUGGAUAUCUGGCACUGUGGUUCCUGCAUGAAAACAUUGGCUGGUGAUGCCUGGACUUACACCACCACUUCUGCCAUCACAGUCAAAUCUGCCAUUAGAAGACUGAAGGAAUUAAAAGACCAGUAAAAGCUCUACCAUCUGAGAUAUUCCUACCCUACAAUAACUGGGUUAAUUU